AUGACGGCAAACCAGACCUUGGUACAUGGCUGGAAAUCGACCGAUUGUGGACGAGGGACGAGCGACAUCCUAUGGAGUUGCCUCUCCACUAUACUCCUCUGUGUUUGGACAGUGAUCCAUCUUCCGCUUCCAUGUUGUUCAGUUUUCCAAAAUGGUCAACCCAUACGAGGCGAACCAUCGCGGCGGUCUUUGAGAAAUUGGAUCAUCAGAAAUGGGAUCGUGCCAGCAGUGGUCAGUGUCAUCGCCCCGGAGUUCUUGACCUUUACCGCCAUCAGCGAGCUAAUUGAAGGUCGGAGGAUCAAAAAAAUGAUGACCGAAAUGAACUGGACUCUGACCCAUAGUUUGUUUCUGCAAAUGGGCGGUUUCUGUCUUGAAACCCCUUCAGGGAAACGUCUGCAGUUCGAUGCCAUUGAAAUACAGUCUGCAAUAGACGCGGGCAAGGGAACAGGACAUCGAUCUCCAGACUGGCUUUCCAAGCUCGAGGAGGUGGAGGAAUCUCAUAUCAACGACCACGCCAUGUCAAGCCCCUUGACGAAAUUCAUUGCUUGUAGCCAGGCGCUAUGGAUGGUGACUCAAGUCAUAGCACGAGUAUGUCGGCAUCAGGCUGUAACGCUCUUGGAAGUCAGUACAUUGGCGUACGCAGCCUGUGCAUUGAUUGCUUAUGUCGCUUGGUGGGAGAAACCACAGAAUGCUACUUUGCCGAUCAUAAUUCCCUGCUUUGAUGAAGACUUUCCUAAAGGACGUACAGAGGAUCCAAUGUACUGUAGCGAUGUUGAAUUUUCUGGGUAUCUUUGGGCUGGCCAGAAUUGGGUAAUACAUGUUUCAGGCAGAGAUGAAGCAAAACUUAUUGACGGGGGACUCGUUCCUCUUUGCCCAGCAAUCUUCGGCGCCAUUCACGUUGCGUCAUGGAACAUCAGACUUCUUUCAAAUGUGGAACAGUGGUUGUGGCGAGCAAGCGCUCUAUAUUGCUGCACCGCAGGUUUGCUUAAUCUUUCUGUUGGUAUUGAUUCCUUGCAUCUGCGUAGGCUUGUCUUGGAUUCGAGAAGCUACGGCGGGAUGGUCUCACCAUGGACGCGGCUCGUCAUUGUCUCGCUUUACGUUCUCGUCCGGCUAUUCAUGAUCGUUGAGGCUUUCGCGAGUCUCCGAGAACUACCUCCCAGUGCCUACGAGUCUGUACACUGGUCGAGCUUUAUUCCUCACACGACUUGA
This is a messenger RNA of Letharia columbiana, 1209 nucleotides long. RefSeq lists its product as uncharacterized. The record is from RefSeq and is a predicted model, not a curated record. Lineage: Eukaryota; Fungi; Ascomycota; Lecanoromycetes; Lecanorales; Parmeliaceae. The coding region runs from base 1 to 1209 and encodes 402 amino acids. The transcript has a single exon.